AUGGACGAUAAGGCUAUCGAACUACAACUGUCUCGAAUCAUUUCUGCUUCAGAAUACACAACCAUCUUUACAACUAUCGUGCCGAAACCGACUGCGAAAGCCGAUGCUACUGCCACUACCGAGAUUCCUGUCGUGACCGUCACGCAGGAAGCUACUCAAUCAGAUGUCAGCUCGGGAGGGUUACCUGGAGGCAAGAUCUUUGGAGCUUUAGAGAUCAUCAUUGCUCUAGGAGUACUGGUCGGCGUUCUACUACUCAUCAUGGGCAUCAUCCUCUGCGAUCGACGAAGAAAAUCCAAGAAGCGAAAGCGAGCAUCUUCCAGAGUUCAAAAGAGAAUGGGGGAAAAGAACGAACCAGUACCUGACACCAGUAGCCAAGUCAAUCGAUCACCCACGGAUACACGGUUAGCAGAAUCGAUAUGGCCUCGAAUGGCGGAGCAGAAUCAGACAGUUCACGAAUAUUGGAAUAACGAUGCGUCACGGCAGAAACAAGCUUGGGAGCAGGGACCACCGGGAGGCAUGCCACCAGGACAAGGACAGGGUCAAGGGCAAGGACAAUAUAGAUAUCAAUAA
This is a messenger RNA of Fusarium pseudograminearum CS3096, 570 nucleotides long. RefSeq lists its product as uncharacterized. Bases 1 to 570 code for a protein of 189 amino acids. The transcript has 2 exons. Lineage: Eukaryota; Fungi; Ascomycota; Sordariomycetes; Hypocreales; Nectriaceae. The record is from RefSeq and is a predicted model, not a curated record.